AUUUUUGACAACUUUCGAGAUUGUGAUAGAAAAAAGGUUAUAUCAGUAUCAUUUGUAUAGGGGUUAUAUUGUGCCAGUCAUCAUAUCACGACUUAUUUGGAGCAUUUUAAACAAAAGUUAACAUGGGAUCUGUAAGAGUAAUAAACGACGAAGCUAAUUUCCAAGCAGAGCUAUCCAAUGCAGCUGCCAGAUUAGUAGUUGCCGAUUUUACAGCUACUUGGUGCGGACCAUGUCAGAGAAUAGCUCCUGUAUUCCAGCAACUCGCUGCUAAAUAUCCUAAGGCUGUGUUCUUAAAAAUCGACGUCGAUCAGUGUCAAGAAACAGCUGCAGCCCAGGGAGUUUCUGCUAUGCCUACGUUCAUCUUUUAUAGGAACAAGACUAAAGUGGAUCGAUUACAAGGUGCGGAUGCCACAACCCUAGAAAAUAAAAUCCAGCAAUAUUAUGGGUCUGAGGAAAGUGAAGAUGCCGAGGGAGUGGCUGGACACAUGGACUUGUCGCCUUUUAUUACUAAAUCCCAAAGCGAAUGCUUAAAUGAGAGUGAUGAUCACCCUUUUGCGCAUUGUCUUACUUCAGAAGGAGGAUAUUUACAAUCUGAUUGUGAUGAACAGCUAAUAAUUUCUAUUGCAUUUAAUCAAGCUGUGAAGAUACAUAGCUUGAAAAUUAAGGCACCGGCCGAUAAAGGACCCAAACAUAUUAGGAUUUUCAUUAAUCAACCCAGGACGUUGGAUUUUGAUUUGGCUGAUAGUUAUACUAGUAUCCAAGACUUAGACUUAACUCCCGAAGAUUUAGAAGGCAAUCCAGUCAAUUUAAGAUACGUGAAAUUCCAGAAUGUUCAGAAUAUCCAAUUCUUUGUGAAAGACAACCAGUCUGGGGGAGAGGUUACGCAGCUAGACCACCUAGCGAUUAUCGGAUCGCCUAUCAGCACCACAAAUAUGGGAGAUUUUAAAAGAGUAGCAGGAAAGAAGGGUGAAAGCCACUAGGAAAUGUCCUUUAUUUAAAUGAUAUUUAACAAGAAAACUCGUAUUGAAAUGAAAACUUUAAUUUUGAAUAAUACACCAAAAAUAAAAAACUGAUGUCGAGUCUAAAAAAAUUAUAUUUCUU
Molecule: messenger RNA, 1101 nt
Organism: Anoplophora glabripennis (Asian longhorned beetle)
Lineage: Eukaryota; Metazoa; Arthropoda; Insecta; Coleoptera; Cerambycidae
Product: thioredoxin-like protein 1
Exons: 6
Coding region: 123-980 (285 amino acids)
Source: RefSeq, a predicted model, not a curated record